GGAGGUCCACCAUUACUCUCCUUCCUGUUAGGUCACUCUAGGGAGGCAUGGGUUGCUUUUUGGUGAGUGUUUCUCUUUAAGUCAAGGUGUGCAAACCACUGUAGCCACACCCACAUGCCAGCAUAAUGUUUUGCUCAUCAUUCCCACAGCAACUAACUGUUGUUGCUUCCUGGUUUAUACCAGGAAGCAACAUUUAGUUUCUCUUUCUAAGGACGGAGUUACACAGAGACAGAUUACAGGAUACAAAACACACAACUUUCACUGACAAAGAGGACAGAAGAAGAAGGGGAUACUCGGAAUACUGUGAUACUGCUACUUCCACUGGUUGCAAAAGUCUUAUAGAAGAGAGACGACUCCAAACCAAGGUCAAAAGCUGUGUGUUGGUGUACUGUCUUCUUAACGUCUCUUAGAAAUGGCUGCUCGGCUGUCAGAGUCAGAGUUGAAUUAUUCUUGUCCAAUCUGUCGAGACAUCUUCAGAGAUCCUGUUUUGCUGACAUGUUGCCACAGCUUCUGUAAAGACUGUCUGCAGAACUGGUGGGCAGAGAAACUGAUUCGCGAGUGUCCAGUUUGUAAAAGAAGAUCUUCAAAAAGUGACCCACCCCGAAACUUGGCCUUAAAGAACCUGUGUGAAGCCUUUGUACAAGAUCUUUCUCUUGCUUCUGCAAGAUGUGAGGCUAUGUGCAGUCUGCACUCAGAGAAACUAAAGCUCUUUUGUCUGGACCAUAAGCAGCCAGUGUGUGUUGUCUGUCGAGAUUCAAAAACACACGUUAAGCACAGAUUCAGACCCAUCGAUGAAGCCGCACAGGAUUACAAGGCGGAGCUCAGGAAAUCCCUGAAGCCUUUACAAGAGAAAGUGGAGCACCUCCAUCAAGUUAAAUUUAACUUUGAACUAACACAGUCACACAUCGUGGGUCAGGCUCUGGACACAGAGAUGCAGAUUAGGGAAGAAUUUAAGAGGCUUAAGUGUUUUUUAGAAAAAGAAGAGGGGGCUAGGAUCACUGCACUGAAGGAGGAAGAGGGGCAGAAGAUCAGGGUGAUGGGGCAGAAGAUUCAGGCUCUGAGCAGAGAGAUCAAGGCUCUCACAGACACAAUCAGAGCCACAGAGAAGGAGCUGAAUAGUGAAUGCAUCCCAUUCCUGCAGAAUUACAAGGCUGCAGUGCAAAGAGUCCAGCAGCGCCCCCUGCUGGCUGAUCCAUCACUGGGCCCAGGAGCACUCAUAGAUGUGGCAAAACACCUUGGCAAUCUAACCUACAACAUCUGGAACAAGUUGAAGGAGACGGUUACGUAUUCUCCUGUGAUCCUGGAUCCAAACACAGCAUGUCCUUACCUUGAUGUUUCUGAUGAUCUGAAAAGUGUGACCUACAGAGAUAGUGAGAGAGCGCUUCCACAAAACCCAGAAAGAUUUACAUGCUACCCCACCGUCCUUGGAUCGGAGGGCUUUAACUCAGGGACUCACAGCUGGAAUAUUGAAGUUACAAAUGAUGCAGAUUGGGCAGUGGGUGUGGUAGCAGAGUCUAUUGUGAGGAAGGGAGAGAUUCUGACUGGAGACUGGGAAAUCUGGUUUAAAAAUGGUGAAUACAGAGCGUACUCUCCACCACAUACAGACAAAGUUCUCCCAGUGAAGAACCAGAUCAGGAGGAUCAGAGUGCGUCUGGACUGGAACAGAGGAAAGCUGUCAUUCUCUGACCCAGAUACCAUCACAGACAUAUACACCUUCUCACAGACUUUUUCUGAGAGGCUGUUUCCAUUCAUUAACACACUAGAUACCAAGCCACCGAGGAUAAUACCUGUGAAAGUCACCACAAAGUUGGAGGUGUAGAUGAUUAUGUUAAUCAAGGUAAUUAUUAUCUGGAUGAUUACGAUGGUGAGAUGCAUAUUUCCGCUUGCUUUGCUACUUAUUUUGUUGAAUCCCCACAUUCACAAUAUGUCAACUAUGCUACUCAUCAACUUAUAUGUGCGUUCCUAUUUGUGUGAUUGGAACAAUAUUUGUUGAUUUUGUUAUGAACUGGAGCUUUGCAAGUCAGUAGAGAAUGCAUGACAUGUUUUGUGUCAUCAUAUAAAGAGUGCAGACUUAACACCCUGAGUUGUUAAGCUCAGAACAUGUUUUAGCAUAAGUAAGUGAUAGAAAAGAUAACGUGUCUCUGUCAAAUCAAACCUGCCGCUGUGUUUUAUUUGCACGCAUUUACUAAAGUUCCCGCAUUUUGCCAUCCUGAAUGAUAAACUGAAAUGAGUAAGCAAAUGAGUUGCUUUUUGUAGGAUGCCACACAUGAACACAUUUGUACUAAAACUCGACAAUUCAAAUUUCAAUUUAUUUUACAGAUUUAAAAAUGUGUAAAACAAUAAAUGACAAAUAAAAUCAACUGAUAGAUCAUUUCCAGUGUUCUCAAGUGGAAACCUGUGUAAUUAGAUUCAAUUGCAUAUAUAAUGGUCUGUCGCCUAUAAAUGUUUUGAAGUGUUUUGUACACAUUGAUUGCUAGAGAAUUGUCGUGUUUAUACAGCAAAAUCAAUUAAAAUAAAAUGUAAAGAACAAAAACAUACAAGGGAAUAUGAAAUAGACCAUUUUUAAACUGGCAGACAAUGUGCUAGCUAAAAUGGACAUUUCAGUUGGACUUGUGUAACUACUUAGAACAAUUUUCAUUGGUAAAUUUAGAGUGAAUUAAACUUUAGUGAAUCAUCAUUUAUAAUGAUGACAAACAAUGAAAUGGUUUACAAAUGAUUUAUUAAACAACUGUUAACCGUAAAGUUGCAACUGAUGUUGAUCAUACUCUGUAAAUGUUUCAUAAAUACUGUAUAGUUUGUCUUUAAGCAUUAGAUGGUCAUUAUGAAGCUACAACCAAUGUUUAUAAACAGUGUAAUAACCACUGAUCAAAGUUUGAUUAACUGUAACUUUUUUUAACGAUGGUUCUAAUAAAGUGUUAAUUGGACUUUGGCUUUUGAUUUUGAUUUGUCAUGGGAGCUUUAGCCACUGCCUAAUACCUGAAAUGUGUCAACAGUAGUCAUGACUAACACACAAUAACUUAUUCAUGACAAUCUGACCGCUGUGGAGGCUCUACUUGACCACACUCUGCAGAGGAAGUAUG
This is a messenger RNA of Acanthopagrus latus (yellowfin seabream), 3080 nucleotides long. RefSeq names its product zinc-binding protein A33-like. The record is from RefSeq and is a predicted model, not a curated record. The transcript has a single exon. The coding region runs from base 413 to 1819 and encodes 468 amino acids. Gene Ontology annotation, molecular function: protein binding; zinc ion binding. Lineage: Eukaryota; Metazoa; Chordata; Actinopteri; Spariformes; Sparidae.